Messenger RNA from Contarinia nasturtii (swede midge), 1564 nucleotides. Its product is annotated as protein kinase C-binding protein 1-like. Lineage: Eukaryota; Metazoa; Arthropoda; Insecta; Diptera; Cecidomyiidae. The record is from RefSeq and is a predicted model, not a curated record. The transcript has 5 exons. The coding region runs from base 118 to 1455 and encodes 445 amino acids.
UUCUUUCGAUCCUAGUUCCACGUGGUAUUGUUUAUUUUCUCUGGAAAAAAAUAUCACCGUUUUAGUAAAAACCAAAUUAUUUUCAGCUAUAUAAAGUGAAAGCCAAGUGAAGACACAAUGAAUACACCGAUUGUUCGCCAAAUCCAAACAUCAUCCAAAUCGGCUGCUUUGCAAUUACACAAAAAUCAAUUGCGCCUAUUGAAGUACAGUUUGAUAAACAUCAUGCAAAUGGAAGAGUACAACAUUCUCAAAAAUGGAAUUUCAUCGCCACAUUCAAUGGUUAGUACGAUUGGUCUGAAUGGGAUAGCACGCAAGUUUGACAGCUAUGCCAACGUUGAUGAAUUUUUGGCGGAUAUCAAAGCGUUGGUUCGAAGCUACUACAUUCAUUUUGGGAGUUUAUUUAUUUCGUCCAUCACAGCUGAAGGAGGGGUUAAACAUGUCAUCAAUCGUUUGUCUGAAUUGUGCCAUCGCGAUGUAAAGAGUAUUCGGACAUGCCCCGAAUGUUUUGAAAACUGGGCUACCGAUCACGACAAUUAUUUCGUUAAAGUAUGCACAAAACCGCAUCUAAUCAUUUUUAGUAAAGGAACUCACUUUCCGUACUGGCCGGCAAAGCUUAUGUCAAUCACUGGUGCCAUGGCAAAUGUCGUGUUUUUUGGUGAUCACACUCAAGACGAUGUACCAGUGACUCAAUGCAUUUUAUAUGCACAACGAAAUCCCAUUCAAAGCGCACAAACCGAUGAAUUCAACAAUGCUCUGAUGGAGCUCAAUGUUCAUAUUCGAAAUGUUGUCGAAAAAUUCGGCUCAUUCAAUCCAACUGAAAGUAAGGUGAUGCUAAAUGCUCAGAUGCUUGAACAAAGCUUGAUGUCCAUGUUUCCCGGUGCAUACAAGCAACGUUUUAUAGUGCGUUCAAUGGGUUUUCAACACGAUACAAAUCAAUUUGCUGGUCCAAGUCCAUUAGGGCCAUCGUCAUCAAAUGAUGUACCAAAGGCGAUUCACUUGAAGGCACUACCCAAAUCAGUGCACGUCAACAGAGCAGAUGCCAACUCUGAUGAAUCGAAAGCCAAGGCUGGUCAAUUGAAGAGAAAGCGUGGAGCACCACCAUCCGUAAGCCAGGUGGAAUCAAUGCCGACUCAGACAAUCUCCAGAAGUAUCAUUGGGGACGAUGUAAAAAUGCAUUUUGAAGCAUUGUCACGUCGAAUCGUCGAAUUGGAAGACGAAAAAACUCGAUUGGCACAACAAUUAACGGUGCUUAAAGAACAAAGCAACGCAAAAAUAAAGAAGAAAAACGAUAAAAUACGGAACUUAAAGCGAAUGGCCGAUUUCAUCCAAUGUGGACAUUGUCGUGAACGUAUUCCGUCGCCGGUCUUCUGCGAUCGCCGUUGUGAAUCGCUUUACGAGCCAGACGAUAAUUAUUCGAUCAGGGAAAAGGAUACUAGCGAUUCAGACAGUGACUAAGAACGAUAAAUAGGACCAAUCAUAAUAUAUUUUCAUUCAACAUUCACUCGAUUAUUUUUUUCACUUUUUUUUAUUUCUGUUUGAAACAUAAAUAAUUCUAUGACCAAGA